Humulus lupulus (European hop) is the source of this 4177-nucleotide messenger RNA. RefSeq lists its product as uncharacterized. Gene Ontology annotation, cellular component: nuclear speck; U2AF complex; commitment complex. Lineage: Eukaryota; Viridiplantae; Streptophyta; Magnoliopsida; Rosales; Cannabaceae. The transcript is spliced from 10 exons. Bases 337 to 3555 code for a protein of 1072 amino acids. The record is from RefSeq and is a predicted model, not a curated record. Gene Ontology annotation, molecular function: pre-mRNA 3'-splice site binding; poly-pyrimidine tract binding.
AAUGUUUGGAAAAAAUCCAACUCUCUUUAACAAUUUCCCAUAAGAAAAAGUGAGGGAAAUCACAAUGAAGAGGUUUUAGUAUUACUGAAUAUUGUCUUUCUAGGUUACACCCAUUUCCCAUUUCCCAUUUCCCAAUUCCCCUAAUUUUCUUUUUCCAUUUCCAAGUUUCAAGCCUCAUCGUCUUCUUCCUUCGGUUUUGGCCUCUUCCUAUCAGCUUGCUUCGCCGCCACAUGACCAUGUCUUUCCUCGCAGACAUGUGGUGAUAUCUUCUUAGUUGGUCUCUCUGUUAAGUUUCUACAUCAUAUAUAGAACACCAACUAAGUUAAGAUUAGCAAGAUGAGCACAUCACAUCAACUAAAAGAAAACUAUGACAAAAGCGAUAAGCUCUCAUUGCAUAAUGGAGAUGAAGGAAGUGCUGCUCGAACAAGGCCUUUGAGCUUUGAAGAUAUUAUGCUUAGGAGGAAGAAGAAGAGCUUAUCUGAAGAAGUCAAAGAGGGAGUUGUUGAAGUAGAAAUUAUUUCAAAGGAAGAUAUUGUUAAGGAUGCAUCUCAUAGUUUUGAAUCUGAAGGGGGUUACAGAUUUCACAAAGGCUCUUCGCCCAUUGCCGAAAUUCAUGUUGCAGAGGAAACAACGAGGAUAAGUUCCAGAAAGAAAGAGAAGUUGGCUUCUGUCAAUACUAAAACUGAAGACUACCAUUUGAAAGGGAAAGAUAGAGGAGGCUGUGAAUUGGAAAACAAAUUGAAUGCAAAGCCAAGUAAUCAUACGGGCAAGGAAACUAAAGGAAGCAGAAAUGACAAACAAAUACAUGGAAGGAGAGAACAUGACAAGCAAGGACGCAGAAAUGACAAAGAAAGACAUGAAAGGAGAGAUCAUGAUAAUCAAGGAGGCAGAAAUGACAAAGAAAUACAUGAAAGGAGAGAUCAUGACAAGCAAGGAGGCAGAAAUGACAAAGAAAUACAUGAGAGGAGAGAUCAUGACAAACAAGGAGGCAGAAAUGACAAAGAAACACGUGAAAGGAGAGAUCAUGACAAGCAAGGAGGCCGAAAUGACAAAGAAAUACAUGAAAGGAGAGAUCAUGACAAGCAAGGAGGCAGAAAGGACAAAGAAAUACAUGAAAGGAGAGAACAUGACAAGCUAGGAGGCAGAAAUGACAAAGAAAUACAUGAAAGGAGAGAAUAUGAUAAGCAAGGAGGCAGAAAUGACAAACAAAUACAUAAUAGGAAGGAACAUGACAGGCAUGGAGGAAGAAAUGACCAACAAAUGCAUGGUAGGAGAGAACAGGACAAGCGUUUGACUGAUAGCACACAAAAGGAAGCUGGAAAGAAGCAUUUGAGGGACUCAACAGGGAAGGAGAGCCAUUCUGACCCGAAAAGAGGGAAAUCCGAAAGAGAAAGCAAGAGAAAAUAUCAAAAUGGAGAUGAUGAGAAAGCUAAAGACAGGAUUGGUGCAAAGAAACUUGAUACAGGAAAGCAUUAUGACACAGAAAUUUCAGGGAGAAACAAGGGAAAAGAGUCAUCAAAAUCACAUUAUGAAGAUCCAAAGCUGAGAAGGGGAAGGUCUAGAAGCAGAGAUCGCGAGGAUAGAAAUAAAAGGUCCAAAUCUCCCUCUCUGGGGGCUCACAAACAUGCUUCUUAUAAUAGGGUGGCUAAUAAAGAGGAUACUUCCCAUCAUCCUAAGGAUAGGUCUGAAAAACAACUUUAUGUUGACAAGAGUAGAUUAUCAAGUAAUGGCUCGAGUAGUCACCAUCGACGACAUGAUGACUCCACAAGUGGGCUUGGUGGUUAUUCACCGAGGAAGAGGUUAAGUGAGACUGCUGAUAAGACUCCUCCACCUAUUCAUCCAUCUGAGAAGAAAAGUGCCAAGUGGGAUCUACCACCUGCAGGAGCUGAGAACAUGUUUUCUGGUUUAGUUCCUUCUAAUUUUCAGUCAUCAAACAGUACUGUGUCCACAAGUGUGCAAGAGUUGGCUAGUGCUGCUGCUAUUGCUUCAAUUCCUAGAGAGUUGCCUUAUGGAAUUUUUGCUACUUCUUUAUCCAAUAAAAGAUUUGCCACCAUUGACUCCAUCCAAUUAACGCAAGCUACACGUCCUAUGAGGAGGCUUUAUGUAGAAAAUAUACCUUCUUCAACGUCUGAGAAAGCUUUGGUGGAUUGGCUUAAUGAUCUUUUGCUAUCGUCAGCUGUUAAUCAUAUCCAAGGGACCCAACCGUGUAUUAGCUGUAUUAUUAACCAAGACAAGGGCCAAGCUCUUGUGGAAUUUCUUACACCUGAAGAUGCUUCAGCUGCUCUUGCUUUUGAUGGAAGGUCCAUUUCUGGUUCUAUUUUGAAAAUUAGACGCCCUAAGGACUUUGUUGACGUGGCAACUGGCGAUCAGGAGAAGUCAACAGCAGCAGUUGAUACAAUUACUGAUGUUGUGAAGGAUUCACCAAACAAGAUCUUCAUUGGUGGAAUUUCAAAGGUUCUUACGUCAAAAAUGCUCAUGGAGAUCGUUAGUGUGUUUGGAUCUUUAAAGGCAUACCAUUUUGAGGUCAAUGACAAUCUGGACGAAUCAUGUGCAUUUUUGGAGUAUGUAGAUCAAUCAGUUACUUUAAAAGCCUGUGCUGGCCUGAAUGGUAUGAAAUUGGGAGGGAAAGUAUUGACUGUUGUUCAGGCACUUCACAGUGGAGCAUCCUUGGAAUAUACUGGUAGUUCGUCGUUGUAUGAGAUUCCAGAACUUGCAAAGCCACUUUUGAAACAACCUACACAAGUCCUAAAGCUUAAAAGUGUGUUCAACGUAGAGGAUUUCUCCACACUCUCAGAACCAUUAGUUGAAGAAGUGAUUGAAGAUGUUCGAUUGGAGUGCGCAAGGUUUGGCAGUGUCAAAUCUGUUAAUGCUAUCAGGCAAGGCAGUAGUCAGACCAUCAGAACAGAAACAUCUGAACUUCAUAGCAAUGCACAAGCUGCAGGAGUUGAAGAAAAUUCAGAGUGUGAGGAUAAAAGAACAGAAGCAGAAAAUUUGGUGGAGCAUGUGGAUGAUAAGCUCAGUGGAAAUGAUGCAGUAGAGUUUGAAAGUGAUACCAAAGAACACAAGGAAGAUGGAGUUACAAAAGAUAGCAGCGAUGAUAACAAGGAUAUUGGUAGUGAUGAUAAUAGACCAGAUAACAUUUUACAUGAAGAACCACCUCAAACAAGUCAGCUUCAGAGUGAUACGCCAGUGGAACAUCACGAUGACAAGAUUGUUAGCACUGUUCCGAUGGAUGCUGAAGACUCAGAAAACAAAUUGAAUCCCGAGGAUGGCUCAAGUAUGGGAGAUGCUGAUAGUAGGAAACUAGGAAAUUCUGCUGAAUUGGAUGGUAGUAUGAAAGCAGAAUCAGAUGCCUCAGAGAAGGAGGAUGUUGUCAAGGAACAAGAUUUUGAUCUUGGAAGCAUAUUUGAGGUGGGUAGUGUAAUUGUCGAAUUCGGAAGAACAGAGGCUGCUUGCAUGGUGGCACACUGUUUGCAUGGGCGGAUGUUUGAUGACCGUAUUGUAUCGGUGGAGUAUGUUUCUAUUGAUCAUUACAAGGCAAGGUUUCAAAAGUAAGCACCGUUGGUGAUUGCUACGACUCAUUAUUCACAUACUGAAAAUGAAGUUGGACAAAUUGGAGCCAGGAAAAAUGCAUUCUUAGUUGCGAGGGUGACUCAUAUUUGAUCUAGUUCUUGCAGUUGCUGACAUACAGGGCUCCAUGAUGUGUAACAUAAAGUUGAACAUUUUGGAGCCAAGAAAAUGCAUUUUUAUCCAGAGAGCUGCUGUAAGAGAUGCAUGGAAAUCUGGUUCCGGUAUGGACUGCAGUUAUACUUUGGAGUUAAAAGUCUUCUAUUGCAUAGCUUGGCUCUGAAGAUGAUUUGGGAUAAUGAGGGAUGUGAGGCUGAUAUGGCUAACAAUGAUUCAAUUUUUAGUUUUACAUGUAUAAGCUUUACUUCUUUUAGCAAAUUUUCUGGCCCUUGUUAUCUUGAUAUAGUAAGUAGAAAAUGUGUAAUCAAACUUGUUCCUUGGGUUUGAAUGCAUGCUAAAAUGACAAAAAAAGUAAAAUGCAUGUUCUUGGAGCCACAUUCAUGCAUAGGCAGGCAGUCUCAUAUUGUAUUGUUGAAUGUUUAUUUGGGAUGUUGAGAAAGUCUUGGUAUCAAUUUUUUUUAUAAAAAUAUUUAAUUAAUUUGUUGGUUCA